AUGGAGCCCUCACUUCCAUCCAGCUCCAAGGCGACGAAGAAGGGUGGAUACCAGCCCUCUGAUCCGCCCCUCAACGACGCUGGGUAUGAGCCUGACGCCGACGAUUCGCCCAAUGAAGAAGCCGAAGUGGAGGUUAUCAUCAACGAAUCCGAUCUGAACAUGCCUUCCAACCGUCAGCGUCCUCCGCCCAGGAGAGAGGCCGACAUGAGCUCCAUCAUCAACAUGGCCCAGAGGGCCGAGCUCAGCACCCUUGUCGAGGCCAUCAUGGAGAAGAUCAACACCCAAGUCCAGAAGCCUUUCACAUUCCUCGGUCACCCUCUCGCUCAGAAGAACCGUGUUCAGGUCUGGGACUACGGCCCCAUCAUAGAGGCUGCCCUGGCUUCUGUCGAUCCUACCGCUGAGUCUCCAGCCAACGGCGUCGUGAUUUAUGGAUACUGCAAGCCUGGCAGGUCAGUCCAGGAGCAAGACGAUGCCGGAGUCACCUCAGUUCCAGGUGAGACCGAAGCAAACCCAGACCCUGACCAAGCCAAAGCCCAAGACGCAGGCAAUACCGAUGAUGGUGCUGAUGAUGAUGGCAAAGUCCCUUCCAUUAUCAUCCCCGAAAUCAGUGCCGACAGCGUCGAGGCCGCGGUUCCGUCUAUGUCUGAGCUGCAGAAGGAUGUUAGCUCCUACUUUGGCAAGUGGAAGACCGCUUUCCAGAAACGAUUCAAUGACUUUGUCGUGCCCAAGUUCCCCAACUCCAAUGCCGGACCAUCCGGGCAGGGCCAGGGCACUCCCCGUGGAGGUGCAGUCGGAGCUGGUUCUUCGGGUAGGACCCAACAGCCACAACAAGCGGUCAGAGGCAUUGCUUAUCAGGCCGACUUGAAUCUGAUACGACGUUUCCCGCCAGCUCAGACGUCCCUGACUACUCUAUCCGUCGACAAGAGACGCCUGCUGCUCCACUCCAUCAUGCUCAUGUUGCUGUCCACAGAGCACUACAUCGCAUACUCCCGCAUAUUCAUGAUGCAUCUCGCAUCCUCACUGCACAUUCCCAUGUACGCCUUCAUUGAGGACGAGAACCGAGUCGCCCGAAGUCUUGGCAAGAUAUACAAGACCCUGUGCGACGAGUCCGAGAAGUGCGAGGCCGAGGAACAGAGGAAGCUCGAGGAGCUCAAGAAGGCAAACGAGUGCAAGAAGCCGGAUGCUGUCGAGCAUACCGACACCACGGAUGCUGAGGACACCAAGGUGGUCCAGGAGACCAAGCAGGUCCAAGGAACCAGGCCGGUCAAGGACAACAAGCCCCUCAGGAAGUAUCGCCCGAUCACGAACCCGGCCCAGGCCGGCACCACCCUUCUUGCAGCUGGCCUCGGCAUGGUGCCUGCUGGACAGGGCCUUCCAGCAGUCAGCCUCCCGCCUGUCACGGUGGCCAACCUGCUCGGUUCUUUGAGUGAUAAUGAGAGCGCGCUUGCCACGUUUUUCGGAGUUAACCCCAACCGGCCGUCCACCAAGUCCAUCGACAGCUUCGCUCUCACACUCCAAGACAUUGGUUUCAUCCCGCUGCACAGUCCCAAGGAAUCUGGCUUUCAGAACCAGAAAGAUGUUGCGCCCGAGGACCGGCGAAUGCGUCUUGUCUUAUGCGUCAACGGCCUGCUCACACCCAAUGACGAUGUUUGCAGCCCUUGGAAGCGACUCGGAUCUCAGAACGAGAUUUAUGCUGUUCGCUGGGAGACCGAAACUCUUCAGAAGAUCGGCAGCGCCUUUGAAACUUUGCUCAAGAGUAAGGCCUGGGCUGAGUGCCAAAAGGACCUCAAUCGCACACCCAGACAUCUCCACGGAGAGCGAGGACUGAGUCUCAUCGGAUACGGUGUUGGCGCUCGCGCGAUCUACUUGACCCUGACGUACUUGGCCGAGAGGAAGCUAUACGGCCUGGUUGACUCUGUCAUCUUGAUGGGUGCACCAAUUCCUGGGGAUACUGGUACAUGGACUGCCCUGAAGAGCGUUGUGACGGGCCGCUUUGUCAACGUCUUUGCUAAGAACGACUACAUGCUGGCAUUCGCAUCGAGAAGUGGACCCAGCUACUUCGGUAUGGCCGGCCUGGGCUGCAUCGAGGGUGUGGGAGGCGUUGAGAAUCACGAUGUGUCCGAUAUCCUGGAUGCUCAUGUGCAGUAUCCAUCCCUCGUCGGCGACAUAUUACAACGAAUAGGUUGGGAUGAGCUUGAGAUCACAGCUCCCCCUCCGUCAAACCCGGUCGGACAGUCCUCAACUGCUGUGCUGAAAGCCCCUGUUGCUGCGGGCAACCGACCCGGCCAGGUCCAGCACACUCAGGGCCAGGGCCGUGGGCGCGGACGCGGGCAAAUUCCUGGGCAUUUUGAGAACAAGGAGAACACCCAGCCACAGGGUCGUGGUGGCAGGAAUGGUCGCAACAACAGCGAUAGACGCCUCGCUGGGCAGCUGGGAAAGAUGAGCCUUAAGUAG
Molecule: messenger RNA, 2454 nt
Organism: Diaporthe citri
Lineage: Eukaryota; Fungi; Ascomycota; Sordariomycetes; Diaporthales; Diaporthaceae
Exons: 3
Coding region: 1-2454 (817 amino acids)
Source: RefSeq, a predicted model, not a curated record